Molecule: messenger RNA, 6428 nt
Organism: Canis lupus familiaris (dog)
Lineage: Eukaryota; Metazoa; Chordata; Mammalia; Carnivora; Canidae
Gene: SPMIP7
Product: spermatogenesis associated 48
Exons: 10
Coding region: 4762-5907 (381 amino acids)
Source: RefSeq, a predicted model, not a curated record
UGCAGACAGCGAUCUGGAGAGAUGCAAGCAUAUGAUAAGAGUUAGGCUUUUAGUGUGCACUCCAGCUCUGGACUUGGCACGUGGGCUUCAGGAAAUUCCUUCGUUUGGAAUUUCCAUAUAAAGAGUAUGGAUGAGGUUCACAACCUGUUUUAAGAAAUGAGUAUUUUAUAAGCCACUGGAAAUGCCACCUAGUGAAUCACAGCAUUACUGAAAGCUACCAUCAUUCGCGCUGAACCACUGAUGAGUUCAGGGCUGUGUUGCCAACGCAGAACAUCUUACUGAUUCCCAACCAGUGACUGCUUUUCAACUCUGUGAAGAAAAGAGCUUGAGCUCACUCUUUUGCUAAUGUUUCAAUGUAAAAUAAUAGAGUAUGUCUUUAAAGGAAUUGAAGUCGUUUUUCCUAGUACUCCUAUCGUAGACAAGCAUGCUACUUCACGUAAGCAGUCACCCUAGGCUAGUGUAGUGUAACUUUUUCUAAGACUGGACUCCCAAAACAUUAUUACAACAAAUUAGAGGUUGAAGAAAUCAUUUAUUAAAGCUGACAUACAACGAGAAUAGGGUCAACAGACUGCACCAACAAUUCAGAACCAAGUAUAGAACUCACUACCUGGAUCACUACAACAGAAGUCAGUAGACUUGCUGAGCUUUCGUCCUGAUUGAAGGCUUACUUGUACUACGACCCAGGGUUGGCUGCUAAUCUUUAUGCCUUUACAUAUCUAUAUUUGUAAAUUCAUGUGCCAAUAAUACUUCCUAAGGUCAUAGAACUAUUUCGUGUAAUUCACAUAGGAAUAUGUAAAUGCACCAAUAAAUGUUAGUGAUUAGAAAGUCCAGAAUUUUCAUUUCCUUGGCAUUAACAGUACUUCUCAUAAAAUUAUAAGGAUUAAGUGAAUUAAGACAUGUAAAACACAACAAAAUUCCUAGAACUUGGUUAAACCAUUCAAUUAAUAGUAGCUUUUAAUAUUAACUAUUACGGUUUCAAAGAGUAAUACUGGCAGGCCAUGGAUUUGGUUUAAUAUAAUUUGUCCUAGGUUUUCAAUGAUUUUGUACAUCUUGGAAAUAAUCAUUAAUUGUAAAUAAUAAGUACUUUUCAGUUUUUAGCAAACCUAAAUCCACAUAAUUUCAAAUACAUUCCGGUAAAGGAGAAUGUCUUUGUAAAAUUAGGUAGAUAUCACACAUCAGUAUACUUUUAAGUGGGCUUUCAUAAAUACCAAAACAAUAUCAUAAACGAUUAUAUUGCCAAUUUGCCAAUUUCUUGCCUUAUUCCAACUUUGUCUAGACAAUUAAUUGGGUUCAGCGCUCUUUUGUUCCUAGUUGACUUACUUUCUCAUAUACCAAUCAAGUACUCUACACUUACCCUAAUUGUAGUCAAACCUUUCAUUGAUCUUUUUGCCUCUCCUUAAGCAGAUGACACAUCUUCCUUACCACAGAGAAAGUAGAGGUUGCCAGUUAUCACAUCCUUGAUUUUCCUACAUUCAGCUUCCUAAUAUCAAUAUUUAUAAUUCUUAGUAUAUCUUCCUACAUUUUUCUUUUUUAGCCACUGUCUCAGCUCAAGCUGCUAAACCAAAAUACCAUAGACUGGGUGGCUUAAGCAACAGGCAUUUAUUUCUCACAGUUCUGGAGGCUGGGAAGUCCAAGAUCAGGGUACCAGCUAAUUUGGUUCCUGGUGAGAGCCUUUUUUUCUGGCUUGCAGAGGGCCUGCUUCUGCUUCCUCACAUGGCAGAGAGAGAGAGAGAGACAGCUCUGGUCUCUCCUCCUCUUUUUAUAAGAACAGUAAUCCUAUCAUGAGAGCCACACCCUCCAGACCUUAUCUAAACCUAAUUAUCUCCCGAAGGCCCAACCUUCCAAUUGGGGUUAGACGUUUCAAUAUUCAAAUUUGUGGGGGUUACACAAACCUUCAAUCCAUAACAGUCAACCAUUUUUAAGUGUGUGGUUCAUUGGUAUUAGGUGCCAUCCUCACUAUUCAUCUCCUUAAUGCUUUUCAUCUUAAAAAACUGAAACUUUGAACCCAUUAAAUACUAACUCCCUAUCUCCUUCCCUACCUCUACCCCCUGGCAAUCACUGUUUUACUUUCUAUCUCAGAAUUUGGCUAUUAUAGAAACCUUAUAUAAGUGAAGUCGUAGUAGAGUCAUAAAGUCUUCAUGACUGGCUUAUUCCAGUUAGCAUAAUGUCCUCAUGGACAACAAUGUCUAUGUUGUUCCAAGUGUCAAUUUCUUUUUAAGGCAGAAUAAUUUUCUAUGUAUAUACCACAUUUUGUUUUUUUAUCUAUCGAUGGACCCUUGGGUUGCUUUACCCUUUGGCUAUUGUGAAUAAUAUGGCUAUAGACAUAGAGGUGCAGAUACCUCUUUAAGAGCCUGCUUUCAAUUCUUUGGGGUAUAUACCCAAAAGUGGAAUUUCUCUAUUACAUGAUAAUUCCAUGUUUAAUGUUUUGAGAAGCCACCAUACGGGUUUUCCAUAAUGGCUACUCCAUUUUACGUUGCCUCUGACAAUGCACAAAUACAAUUCCUUGCACUGAAGGAAUAAAGCUCACUUGGUCAUGGAAUUUAAUACUUUCAAUGUGCUGUUAAAUUCUGUUUUCUAGUAUUUUGAGGAUUUUUGCAUCAAUAUUUAUCAGCGAUGUUGAUCUGCAGUCUUCUUAUACUGUCUGUGUCAGAUUUUGGAAUCAAGAUUUUAUUUAUUUGAGAGAGACACAGAGAGUAUGAGUGGAGAGAGGGAGAAGCAGACUUCACGCUGAACAGGGAGUCGUAUGCGAGGCUCCAUCCUAGGACCCUGAGAUCAUGACUCAAGCCAAAGGAAGAUGAUGCUUAACCAACUGAGCCACCCAGGCACCCCAAGUCCUCUAUUUCCUUGAUGAUCUUUGUCUAGUUGUUCUAUCCAUUACUGAAAGAGUAUUAAAGUCUCCAACUAUUAUUGUAGAGUUAUUUCUCCUUUCAAUUCUGUCAAUAUUUGUGUCAUGUAUCUUGAAGAUCAAUGUUUGGUGCAUAUAGGUAAAAUAGAGAACAGAAAAGCAGAAAAAAAAUCAACUAAACCUGAAAAUACUUCUUUGAAAAUAACACGAUUGGCCUACUGUUAGCUAUAUUGAGAAAAAAAACUCAGAGAAGACUACUAACAAUGGUAUUUUAGAUGUUGAAAAAACAUAUUCCUAGCCAUUAGAGGAGAGAAAACACAUGAAUGAGAAAAUAUCAAUAGAAUAAUCCUUAAAUCUUUCUUUUAAGGUUCUGUUUCUUUAAAAGCAGCACAUUAUGGAAAUGUUUUAUAAUAAUAGGACCUAUGGAAAAAUAGUGUUCAUGGCAGACCUCUCCAAACUCAUACAAUUUCAUGGGUUACAUACAAAACCAACUUACGAUGAAAAUAUCACAUUUUCAAAUAUGUUAAAUCCCUAAUAAGUGAAGAAAUCGUGUAGUGGUUUCCCUGACAAAGGACUUGAUACUGGUUUGAUGGCCUGAAAGUGGUGAAGUGAGGCUGUACAUUGUGAAGUAGACAUGAGCGAUCGCUGAUCCCAAAAGUGGCCCUUGGCAAUUCACUGCUUCCUAUGUGUGCCUGCUUCCCCUCCUACCAUGAGAUGAGUGAGGUCUGUUUCCUUCCCACAUUGACUCUGCGCUUCAGCCUAUAAGAUGUUAGCAAGUGGAGACUUGUUUUAGUACUUGCACAUUGGGAUUGGGCCUCUUGUGAUUCUCCCUCUAAAUUCUUAGUCACUAUUUUGUGAACAAUUCAACAUAGGCCCAUAGGAAGAAAAAAAUAACAAAAAGCAAGGUACUGGUCAGCUGCUCCAGCUGAGCUCCCCAGUAACAGUCAACACCCACUCUGACAAGUGGGUGAGAUAAUUUUGGACUUCUGGAGCUCUCCCACAUGACAUGUAGCACCCCAACUAGCUUCAGAGUCCUGGAGGACAAUGAAUGGUUGUUUUGAGAUCCUAGGCUUCGGAGUGCUUUGUCUUGCAGCAGUAGAUACUGAAGGCAACGGAAAUGACCUCAUCUUAUUUAGGUGUGAAUGUCGUGACCCUGACAUUCAUAGUUGUAAUUCAGUGUCCUGUUCCCUAUCUCUCUGGCUUACAAAUCAAAUUUUAGGUUCUGUUCUACUUUCCUCCUUUUUCAAAGCCUCUGCUUCAAUGGCAGCAAAUCUGAAGGAACCACAGAGUGCCAUCCUCCUGCUGUUGGCAUGGUAGUCCUCUGGAGCAUUUCUUUCGGCCAGCUGUGUUGCAGACAGAAUUAUCCUUAUUCUCAAAACUGAAAUAAUCAUGGGGUUCAGCACUGCCUUUCUCACUGUGGCUUGACCUCUCACCUAUGCCUCGAUGUUUUCUAUUGCUGCUGUGACGAAGUGCCUUAGACUUAGCAGCCUAACACAAAACCCAUUCAUUAGCUCCCAGUUUUGUGAGAAGUCUGAGCAGGGGCAACUGGUUUUCUGUUCAGGACCUCACUGCCCAAACCUGCAGCAUCUGGGGAAGAUCUACUGUAGGCUUGUUCAGGUUGUGCAGAAUCUGGUUUCUGGCACUAGAGGUGUUAGUUUCCUCGCCCUCAGACAGCCAGGGAUGCUCCUCUCCUGGAGGCUGCUCCCUCCCACGCUGCCUCCUCCGUCUUCCAAGCCAACAGCGGUGUGUCGAGGCCUCCUCGGCCUCUAAUGUCUCUGACUUCCCCUUUGUCAUGGUGAGAUCAUGUAUCAUCUUCAGGAAGAUGUUCUUAUCUCCCCACAGUGUGGCUGAGCUCCUGUUCUUCCUCUGCCCUCUCACAGCACUCAGUGCAAGUAUUAUUACAGUUGCUGCAGGACAUGGGAAUCAUCUACUUACGUGACUCUUUUCCAUUUGUUCAUCUCAGCAUCAGGAACCCCUUCUGCCUUGGUGUACACACCUACCUCCAUUUAUGGCGCAGUUGGACAAGCCCACUGAAAGUUCCUCAUUUACAACCUCGUCAUGAAGCAUGCUCAGUAAAUCACACGUAUGCAUUUGAUGAAGAAGCAACAUGUACAGAGGAUGGAGAACCGCUUCCACAACCAAACAGGAAAUACACUGCAAAGGACUCAUUUUACAAGUCCUCAACACAAAAGAUUCAAUGGGAGGCAGUCGACGCAGCUGCAUGUGUCCUGCGUCUCUGCGUGUCCGAAACCACAGAACUUCCGCGCCUUAGAAUCCAAGGCGGUACCGUUAGCUGUAAAGCCUGUGCGCCCGGCGCUCCUUCACCCGCGUGGCUGGCCUCCUGGCACCACGCUGCAGGCCCUGUGACUUGGGAUCACGGGGGCGCGGGAGCGUGGCCCACUCUUGCGGGCGGAGCCCCAGACCUGCGUCUUGACUCCCGCCACCAGGAGCCACAGUCUGCUUACCUAGCAUAUGAAAUUGUUCCUUGGGACAAGAUGCUACCACCAAAACCUGAUCCAGAAGAAACAACGGUGGAAAAAGCUGCUGACCUGGUUUCACAGUGUUUUACACUGAAAAGAUAUGAAGGGGCCCUGGCAAUAACCCAGAUGGUUGGUGGACUCUGGGACAGAUUUCAAACAAGGUCAUUCUUGGCACCGGUCAAGCCAGUUACUUUCGUGAGUCCAAGUUCCAGAAGCAAAUACAUUCCUCUGUAUACUGGUUACGUGCAGUCCACAAGUGCCGAUGACGUCGACAACCCCUUUGGAGACAUCACGUCCAUUGCCAAGCCUCGGAGCUCUAAAAUUCUCUAUACAAACACAAGUCGCGUUCCAGUACUGACGCAUCACCACGUGAGGAGGGACACCUGUGGAGGGACACAGACAGACUGUGUCGGGAGUAAAGGAAUCAUGCACAAAGGUCUGUGCACGGCCCCCAGUCCGUGGGGAAGGGGUACACGGAGCGCCGGCACCAUGACCCGCGUGUGGGGGGCACACUGUGUUUGGCUGCUCUCCACGAUCCAUGCGUGCGGUAGGGGGCGGGGGGACGCCGAGAGUCUGCAUUAAGAGACGCUGCCUUUCCCCACCAAGCACGGUCACAGCUGGAAUCUCACUGCAGCCUCACGCAGGUCGCGGGGUCGCCCCCUUGCAAGGCCGAGGCAGUGAGGCUAAGGGGUUAUGCGUGUGGUCCUGUGUUGCGCGCUGAUGAGUGGAGUUGUAGGGCUUGAAUCCAGCCCUGACCCUUGAGACACCCACACCCCGUCCCCUCUCUGCCCCCCCCACCUGUCACUGUAGGGACCUCCCCGAAGCCCUGUAUUUCCAAAGUGUCCUCUAAGACAAAUGGACCCCGGAUGUUUCCUCUGGCUCGUCUUGGGGUGUGUGAAGGCUGUGGGGGCAAGCGAGGGGCCUGCAGAUGAAGCCUGCCUCCCCCUGCAUGGAGGUUCGGCUGCCGCUGCCGUGUUGCCUUUUGCGUGUGCGUCCGUGUGGGACGAGGGUCGGUGCCAGGGAAGUCAGCCACCGAGCAGGUGGCACGGGUGGCCUGCUGGCGGCUGGCCCUGGCUGCAGCGGAUUGGUGGCUCAGGGCGAUC